Molecule: messenger RNA, 2145 nt
Organism: Aspergillus aculeatinus CBS 121060
Lineage: Eukaryota; Fungi; Ascomycota; Eurotiomycetes; Eurotiales; Aspergillaceae
Product: fungal specific transcription factor domain-containing protein
Exons: 7
Coding region: 208-1980 (590 amino acids)
Biological process (GO): regulation of DNA-templated transcription
Molecular function (GO): zinc ion binding; DNA-binding transcription factor activity, RNA polymerase II-specific
Source: RefSeq, a predicted model, not a curated record
CUCACGUGGUGACGGACUUGUUCUUAGUUUCUUAGUGUCGCGCAACACUUGCUUGUUCACUUUCAUCCUGUCGAAGGAUUACCUGCAAUACAAGACUACAAUUCCUCACUCUCGUGCCCAAGAGCUGAAAAGCGCAUGCACAGCAGCAAGUAAUGCGACGAUGAAAAAGACUGGCGCUAUUGCCCAUGGGCCUAAACCGACUAAAGCAUGCGGCAAAUGAAAUGCGUGGCUGACGGCAAGCCGCCAUGUCGCCGAUGUCGCCACACCAAUGCUGCCUGCAUUUUCAGACCUAGAUCAAAUGCUGCAACUACAGCUCGAGACUUGGGGCCCAUACUACAGACAUCGAUGGAUCCCAGCCCCGAGAUGCCGUCGAUCCUCAGCCGAUUAGAUCGCAUCGAAAGAAGAUUAGGUAUAUACCAAAGAGAAGGCUCGUUGCCGCUUAUCAGUGAAGGCUUAGAUGAUGACGAGAGAACCGGGUGUCCUCGCCUAUGGAACGCUGUCACACAUCUGAAGAGCAUCACGCGGCCACCUCAAGAGGAUGCGAUCUGGACCCGUCCUAUCGUCAGACACCUCUGGAACUCCUUCGUCGAGAACCUGCCACUCCUCCACUUCCUCAAAGACCAAAGCGCAUUCGCAUCGCCAUCUCCCCUUCUCCUAGCGUCCAUCCUCUACAUAUCUGCCUUGCAUGGAUCGUCGAAAGACCUCGGCGAGUUUGCAAAGGGUUAUUUCGUCGCUCAAUGCUGCGCCAUCGCCGAGCUCGUCCUCCCACCUAAUAUACUCCCCGACAACAGCCCCCAAACCACCCAAUCCCCAACAGAGCCCAUGGCCUACCAGAACAUCCUCGGUCUCAUCAUGGCCAGCCUCAGCUCCGAAGCUUACGUGCCCGUCACCGGACACUGGAUCGCCCUGGCUUACCGCCUCUUCCUCGAUCACACCCUUCCCACCACCGCAGAAACCGGCACGAGUCAGGACUGGGGCGGCCUCUUCUCCGGCCUCCAGGUCAUCGACAUCGAGCACGCAUCCAUGCACAUGUGCUGCCCUUUGCUGCCGGAACACCCUCCAACCGCAGCCCUCACUUCCUUCCACAGCAACGACAACGAGGAUGAAGAGCAUGCCUUCCGCGGCCUCUCGCAGAUGAUGCACCAAGGCCUCAGCCACUUCGUCGGCAGGGGCCUUCCCACGAUCUGGUCCUUCGUGAGCAGCGCACGGGAACCCGACAAUCCACCCUCAAUCCGAACCUCCUUCACGGACGAAGACGCCCGGGUCAUCCGCCUGUGGGCAAGAAAGUUGGACGAUUGGCUGAUCAGGUAUAACAGGACAUCGCAGCGAACCCCCUCCAACCGCCAAGGCAUCCUCAUCCUCCUCCAAUACCACCUGCACAAGCUUUACGUGCUAUCGAUCUACCACCCAGCACGGGGCUUCGAUCUAGGCUCUUCAGCGGAUAUCGCCCCGGCCGAGAGACACGAGUUGCUGGUGUCCGCUCGCGCGGUGGUGCGGUUGCGGUUGGACGACUCGAGCAUCUGGUCGAAUUGGGACUUGAUCAUGAUCACCUUCGCGGCUAUGCUACUUCUCCGCGGCAUCGAGGACGGUAUGUCCCACCCAGACGACCGCUACCUGAUCGAGAAACACAUCGCCAAGCUGAAACCAAGCCAUCCGUCCAUUCCAAGCAUCCAUCACGUCCUAGCGGAGCGCCUCGAAUCCAAUCUGCAGGCGAUGCACACGCCGCCGGAGGUAGCUUUGACUAUCGGCUACCCGCCGCCAGAGUCCGAGGCCGGGGACUACUCCUGGGCCAUUUUUGACCAGGAAAUCUUGUCGCUGGCGAAUCCGCCGUGGUUAUUUGAGGAUAUCUCCGGCGGCGGCGGCGGCGGCAGCGGCGCGGACCAGAUGCAGAAACGCGCGAACCAGUUCGUUUCACCGGACGGGUUGGCUAUGGGUGGUGGUGGUGGUGUUGGGGUUAUGGAAGGUGGAUAUCAUCUGUGAUGGUGCCAGUUGGUUGUGCAUUCAAAUGAAAGAUGGUAAAGAACAUCAAAUUGUGGGUUGCGAGCGGGAUUGUUUUACCAGAACAACAUGAUUCAUAUACCGCGCUGCACAGGCAGCUGGUCCCCUAAGUAAAGGCGCAAUCUCUCUCGUAAGUCAUUUCAUAUU